Spodoptera exigua (beet armyworm) is the source of this 4159-nucleotide messenger RNA. The record is from the annotation of a GenBank genome assembly. NCBI's taxonomy places the organism in Eukaryota, Metazoa, Arthropoda, Insecta, Lepidoptera, Noctuidae.
CGGUAGUCGUAGCCGGUAGCUCCGCUGAGCAGCCGCGCGCACUCCCUUCGGGCCGCCGCGCGCUUCGCUCCGCACACCGCCGCUAUAAACAAAUCAAAUACCCCUCACAUAAACACAUUAAUUGUUCAAUGAAAACUAACGAAAGCCUACUUGUUGGUACCGCAGCUCGCUCCGAUACUACCUGAGGCGCAGUGGACAGUAAAUCUAGCCGACCGGCCGCAAUGAAUUUAGACAAUAAUAAGGCUAGGUUAAAAGCUAUGCUAUUUGGAUGUUUGCAGUGAAAGGAACCGUCGAAAGUGGCGAUUCGGUGUGUAACUGUGUUGCGGUCAUUUUAUAUUAGAUGAAUAAGUGGAGCAUCUGUCCGAGAGUGCAUUAUGUACUUGAGUUAUGAGUGCCGGUGCUUCGCCGACUAGAUUGUGCUGAUUGAGUGCGAGCCAGUCCGAGCGGCCGCGCCGGCCCUGCUCGUACGAAACCGCUUCACUUCUCUGAGACCUCUUUGUAUUCAAAAAUGCCAGCGCUCCGGUUGCUGGGGCGAAAAUGGCUGGCAGCCUCCGACGAUCUCGUGUUCCCCAGCAUCUUCGAACUGCUUUUCAGAUUUGUAUGGCUAGUUUUAAUAGCAUUAGUGGUGGAAGUGCUAUAUCCAGUAACAUGGCAGUGUCAAUCAGAGGGUUGGCAAGGCGGAGCGUUCGUGAGACUGUACCUCUGCGCGACGCUGACGCUGCAAGCCGCCCUGAUGCUGUUGUUAGCAGCCCUAGCGCUUCAGUCAGCGAAGGGAACCAUCACCGACAUCGAUGCUAGGAAGAUGGUUUCGCCACUGCUUCUUAUAAAAGUGCUGCUAGUGUUCCCGGAGACGGCCCUAAACGUCAUGGGGACGAUGUGGAUGUUCUGCGAAGUAAUACAAUGUUCAGUCGACGACAAGUUCUCCAGUAUCGUCAUACAAAGUAUAGUACUGUUCAACUGGGUACAACUAGGUCUAACAGUGUUCGGCCUAUUUAUGGUAUUUGAUCCCCUGGGUUCCGUGAACUAUGGAGACAUGCAGGACACUCCCAACCAGGUCCGACACCACAGGAAGGUCACGGGACUCUGGUCUCGAAGGUUUCGGUGGGCAUUCUGCUGGCUGAAGAGAGAUGAACAUGGAAAGGAAGCUUUUCAACAGGUUGCAGCUCUUCUAAGCGCCCUGUUCAGAUCAACGGACCUCGUGCCAUCAGACGUAGUGGCAGGCUGCGUACUACUCAGGGUCCGCCAGAAAAGGGAGACGAGGGAAAUGAGAAGGAUCCAAAUGCUGAAUGAUGAAGAGCCCAUAUAUACGACUGAUGUAAACAAAAUAUUUUCGGAAACACCUCCUUGGAUGAACUUGGAGGACGCUCUGCAUUACCUUAGGCUGUCCAUCGCAGCGUAUGGGUGGCCUUACGUGUUAUACCGACACUGUUUUACUGGUUUCUGCAAACUGGCCAGACACUUGACCUGCUGUUGUUGUCGGCCUAAAAACAGUAUAGUGACAGACGACAACUGCUGUAUGUGCAACUUCGCCGGCGUGAAGUAUAUGUCGAACCUAGCUGCGGAUGAUAUCAUCUUCGCUUCAUUCAACAACCGAGUAUUUGAACUACCUUUCUGCGUGAUAGCAGACCAUGAACGUGAGAGCAUCGUGGUGGCUGUGAGGGGUUCCAUCUCUUUGAGGGAUAUCUUCACUGACUUCACUGCUGGAUCGGAGCGGUUUGAAGCCGAUGGUCUGCCAGAAGACACAGCAGCUCACAAGGGUAUGUCCAUGGGUGCUGCAAAGAUGCUGAAACGUCUCCUGCCCGUGUUGGACCGAGCCUUCGCACAGUAUCCUCAAUACGACCUCGUUUUAACUGGUCACAGUCUCGGCGCAGGAGUGGCAGUAUUAGUAGCAUUAAAAUUAAGGCCGAGAUACCCACACCUCAAAGUAUUCGCCUUCUCAACACCAGCUGGGCUCAUAAGCCGGGAAGCUGCGCGGUUCACAGAAUCGUUCGUGAUGACCGUGGGCGUUGGUGACGACCUGGUGAUGAGGCUUUCCGUUCACAGCAUCGAGAACCUCAGGACGAAGAUCAUACAGACCAUUCAUGCUACUAAAUUGCCUAAGUACCGGAUAAUGCUGAACGGCUUCGGCUACGCGUUAUUCGGGGUUCCCGCGCGGGAUCUAGAAUCAACAUGGCGGCGGCCGGAACAGUUGGAGGCGCAAAAUUCGGAUGACUCCGCCGACGCGCUACUGGUCCAUAGCGUGUCCACAGUGAGUGCUGAAGCAGCGUUAGUUUCACGAGACGUGUUCGCGCGUCGCUUUUCCUCAGCAAGACUAUUCACUCCGGGCAGAAUACUUCACAUCGUGCGACGCAAGCGCAUGGGUAUCGAGAAGAAAGUGCGCACAACAGAACCAACGUACGAGAUGAGGUGGGCGUGUCCUGAGGACUUCAUGGAACUGCAAGUAAUGCCGCGUAUGUUACUUGACCAUCUACCAGAAAACGUUCAUCGCACCAUACGGACCGUGCUAGAAGAAAGACAUCGCUAUAGGAUCACGCAGACCGUUUAGACUGUGAGUAGAAAAAAGUGACAAACGGACACAUAAAAUAUGUGCUGUUAGAACUUAAAAGACUAUGAACAAAAUAGUGCAAAAUAAGCCGUUCUUCUCAACAGCCUAAAAAUCAAGGCUUAAUUUAUACGACAUUUAAAAUGUUCUGAUGUAGAUAGCUAAUGAAUGAAUGUACUAUCUAACUACACCAAAUAGGCAUAAGAAAUACUGUUAAUAAAGCAAAUUCUUCUACUAAGGAAGAUUUUGGUCAAAAUAUUGAAGUACAAAGUGGAUGUUUUAACUUUAUAAUUCUUCACAGACAAGAUUUAAAUUCGAGCAUGUAAAACUUUUAGAUAUUCAAAACAUGUGACAAGUAAUAGCAUAGUGUCAAAAACACAUACAAUUUUAUUGGCCUUCGAGUAUUCCUGAGUAACAGAAUGGGCUGAUUACUCAAGUAGAUUUAAAAAACUGUAAGAGCUCGAUAAACUUUGCCUACAUUCGAAAACGUUACUUGCCCAAAUAUUAUUGCCCAAUAAAUUAGUCAUUAUUUUUGAACUCGUAAAAAUCUGCCAACAUCCAGUCAAAUGAAGUCCUGUGAAAGAACCAGAUAUGAAAUAAGGAAUAUUUUUGUGCAAAUCAUUGUCCAAGUGUGAUAGCACAGCAUAAAAAUGAAUUGGCAAAAACAACAAAAUAAGAGUACUUUAUUAAAAUAUAUUUUCAUGACGAUCCCAGAGCUAUAAGACAUGACAUUGUGAUUUUAUUUAAUCGUUCCUAAGCCUGACUCAUAUGCCUAUAAAUUCUGUAAAUACAUACUUUAAAAUAAUCAGGAUUUUCAAUAUAAUUGAUAUUAUUGACCGAACCAGUGUCAAAAUCAACUCGUAGAUUAGUUUAAGGACCUGUGAGAAGACUGUGAUGAUAGUAUGAAAAUAUUAAAGUUAAGUGAUGUUUGUGCAUGUAUGCAAAUACCGCAACGGUAACUAAGUAUAAUACGAACAAAAUAACUUGGUAUCUUUGCAGUACUAGAGAUAUAUAGUUGUCUUUAUCGCUCUCGAGAUAAAACGAGCUAUACGUCUCGCUCUCUCUUUAAACCAAUCACUUCAAACAGACCAAGAUUAUUUGUCCGUACUAUAUAUUAUUAUUUUGUACAUAAUUUUUAGUGUAAGUUUAUUGUUUAAGUUUCAAGUCGGUUCUGGCGUAUUAUUGGGAGAAAUUGUUAAGCAUUUAAAAGUGUUUAUUUCUGAUUAAAACAAAGUGAUAAGCCUUCGUGUACUUGGCCAUGCUUUUCUAUCUACUUAAAGUUGCAAUUUCCGUCAGUAUAUGCCAUUUCCUUUUUACUCGCCAGAAAUUCAUCAUUUCGAAGUUUUAGGGAACUAUACUUACCUCGUCCCAAUGUUUAACAUAUCAACGUUAAAAACGUUUUAUUUGAAGUCUACUACUGUUCCUCUCUUCAAUUUUAUUUUAAAUUGUUAAAACAAACAAUUUAUUUGCUCAAAAAAAGCAAUUUUAUUUCGAUUUAAGUAAGUUUCUUUGUAUAAAGUCUACUGCCAAAGUGUUGGUUGGAAUACCUAAUUAUAAUUAUGUUCUCUACCGAUCUUUGUCUAUUUACGUAGUUUGAAACCGUCUUUGGUGUUUUAA